CAAGACCAACGGUACUCCGAAUGCGGCAAUGAGGAAUAAAUAAAAAAUGUAUAAAUAAAUACAAAUAAGAUAAUAUUUGUCAUUUGUCUUCUCUAAUGAUUUAGCGGAGCUUCAUACCACCUUGUACAUUAUAUCAGAUGAAUUGUAGUUGUCCAGCAUGAACUCUGUAGCAUCUCGCCCAAUCAAGGACUAUGGUAGACUCAGCGACUCAAACAUAUCUAUUAGUUGUCGUGUAUUCGAGCCAUCUUCAAGUAGUAAUGCUAAGCACCGGACAACAGUGUUGGAAUGGUUAAAUGAUACGCUUCCUGGUUUGAGUUUGCCUGUAAAUGCUUCAGAUGAGGAACUUCGAGCAUUCUUAGUUGAUGGUAGUGUUUUGUGCCAACUACUGAACAAGUUGGAACCUGGUUCUGUGAUAGAGGAUGAUGGAUCUGGCCAUUCAUGGGAAUCGUGCUCACAAGAUGUUAGGAGAUUCUUAUUUGCCAUGGAUAAAAUGAGAUUACCUAGAUUUCGUCCAUCAGACUUAGAAUAUGGGUCUAUGAAAAUUAUUGUUGACUGCCUUUUAACACUUAAAACACAUUUUGUGCCAAGUGUUGGAGAAUACAAAAAUUUGAAUAUGCAUACAUCCAAUCUAUCUGGAAAUGCUUCGAAUAUAAGAUGGAAGGGGUUGGGUGAACAUAUUGGAUAUGAUGUUUCUCCUCCUCAAAGACAAGAAUCUCGUCAAUCUAAUUCUUCACAAUCUUCUAGGCGUGCAUCGCAUAGUCCUGUGGUGGCUGAUCCAUCUUCUGCAUUGUUGCAUCAAGUUGGGAAUACAUUCAAAGAAGUGUUUCAGGUUAAGCACGGAAGUUAUGUCGAUCGGCUACCAUCAAAUAUUUCAGAAUUGAAGAGAUCAAACAGUUUGAAUAAUGCUCCGACACACUCUCUUUUAAGCUUCGUGAAUGGAAUUAUAGAUGAAAGCAUUGAACGGAAAAAUGGAGUACCAGAACGUGUAGCCUUGUUGUUCAGAAAAGUGGUGCAAGAGACAGAAAUGCGGAUAUCUACACAAGCUGAACACUUGAGAAUGCAAAGUGAUAUGUUCAAAGCCCGUGAAGAGAAGUACCUAUCAAGAAUUAGAGAUCUGGAAGCCCUUGCAACAGGCGCCGAUGAAGUGACAAAGGAACUAAGUGAGAAGAAAAGGACGGAGGAGAAAAUGAGAACUACAGAACAUGAUGGUGCUUUAUUGAAGGUAAAUGAUAUCAUCACUCAAGAAGAUAUUGGAGCUUCAAGGCUAGAACUUGAAGGAGCUCAAAGAAGUGAUGGGCAUAACUCAGAUGUGAGAAAAAAUGAAUGUGCAGUGGUUAGAUCGGUGAAGAGAAACAAUGGUAACUUGCAAAGGAUUGCAACUUUAGAGAAAGAACCACCAGAAGCUUAUGAAGAGGCCCACAAAUUUAUUAAGCCUGAAAAUAAUGACGUGUCUGAAUUGAUUAAGGGGAAUGAUGAUGAUACUCAUGAAGAGAUUGCAGGUCUAAAAAAAGAACCAGAAGUUCAUCCAGAAGCUUAUAAAAUACAAAGUGAUGUGGCUUCGUUGAUGAAGGGAAAUGAUGCAGCAAAUCAAAACAUUGCAGCUUUGAAGCAAGAACUUGAAGAAAAUAAAAAAGCCUCUAAGCACUGCUCACAAAACAAUUCUAAAGAUGAUAUCACCAAAUUGGUGAAAGAAAAGGAAGAUUCUAACAAAAUGAUUGCAAUUUUGAAGUUAGAGCUUGAAACGGCUCGAGAAACUUAUGAACAACAUAUCAAACAAAUGAAAACUAAUGAGCACAACAUGGUUAGAUUGAUGAAGGAAAAAGAUGAUGCUUAUCAUGAAGUUGCAGUUCUAAAGCAAGAACUUGAAGCAACUAGAAAAGCAGUUGAACAACCCAACCCACAAAUGGGUAAAAGUGAGAACGAUUUGGUUAGAUUGAUUAAAGAAAAAGAUGAUGCCAUUCAAGAGAUUGCCUCUCUAAAGAAAGAGCUUGAACGUGUUAAAAAAUCAUAUGAAGAACACUGCUUGCAGAUGAAAACAGAAGAACGGGAUGUGGUAAAGUUGAUGAAGGAAAAGAAUGAUUCAAAUCAAGAAGUCGAUAGAUUGAAAAAAGAAUUUGACGAGACUAAAAGAACUUAUGAGCAACAGUGCUUACAAAUGAAGACAGAAACCACUGGAGCUCAACAUGAUCUAGAAAAAAGGUUAAAGCAAAUUACAAGCCUUGAGGAAAGAUUGAAGAAAGUUACUGAACAUUUUUCAGAAUCACAAAAAAGAGUGGAGGAACUUGAAAAAAUUUCAGAAGAAAAGUCUCAUAAGUGGAGUAAAAUACAACAUAUCUACCAGAUAUUCACCGAAUUCCAGCUUGGAGCACUACGUGAACUCAAGUUUUCUUCCCAAUCAGUAAAGUCAGAAGUUGUUAAAACACAGAAGACUUAUUCAGAUGAAUUCAAUCAGUUAGGCGUGAAAGUGAGGUCAUUAGAAGACGCAGCUGCAAAUUACUCUGUAAUUCUUGCUGAAAACAGGAAGUUACACAAUGAGGUCCAAGAGUUAAAAGGAAAUAUUAGAGUAUAUUGUCGUAUUAGGCCGUUUCUUCCUGGACAAAAGGACAAGCAGACAAUUGUUGAAUAUAUUGGUGACAAUGGUGAGCUAAUUAUUGUGAAUCCUUCAAAACAAGGAAAAGAGGGUCGCCGCUCAUUCAAGUUCAAUACUGUAUAUGGUCAAUCUGCAACACAAGCACAAGUAUAUGCAGAUAUACAGCCAUUGGUACAGUCAGUCUUGGAUGGAUACAAUGCAUGUAUAUUUGCAUAUGGUCAAACAGGAUCAGGGAAAACAUACACUAUGACUGGUCCUGAUGGAGCUACAGAAGACCAAUGGGGAGUCAACUAUCGUGCUUUAAAUGAUCUCUUCCGAAUUUCACAAGAUAGAGGGAGUGCUUUCUCAUAUGAAAUAACUGUGCAAAUGGUGGAAAUAUAUAAUGAACAAGUUCGUGACUUACUAUCUAAUGAUAGCUCUCAGAAAAGACUUGGGGUUUUGACAACCUCCCAACCCAAUGGGUUAGCUGUCCCAGAUGCUAGCAUGUUUCCAGUCAACCAGCCCUCUGACGUGUUGGACCUAAUGAAUAUUGGAUUAAAGACCAGAGCCAAAAGCUCAACUUCGAUGAACGAAAGAAGCAGCCGUUCACACAGCAUUUUAACCAUUCAUAUACGAGGGACGGAUAAGAAGAGUGGGUCAUCCAUGCGAAGCAGCCUUCAUUUAGUAGAUCUUGCUGGAAGUGAAAGGGUAGACCGAUCAGAGGUCAGUGGAGAUAGACUAAAGGAGGCACAACAUAUAAACAAGUCAUUAGCUGCCCUUGGAGAUGUCAUUUCUGCUUUGGCAACAAAGAGUCCUCAUAUCCCAUAUCGAAAUAGCAAGCUUACUCAAGUUCUACAGAGCUCCCUAGGUGGCCAAGCAAAGACCCUUAUGUUUGUGCAAUUGAAUCCUGAUGGUGUUUCAUAUUCUGAAUCCCUGAGCACAUUAAAAUUUGCUGAAAGGGCAUCUGGGGUUGAGCUUGGAGCUGCCAAGAGCAGCAAAGAGGGUAAGGAUGUCAGAGAAUUGAUGGAGCAGGUUACAACUCUUAAGGGCACACUAGCAGCAAAAGAUGAUGAGAUUACGAAAUUGAAGCUAAUCAAAGAUCCCCAAAAGGUGAAGGGUUAAGUGCACCGUGUUCCUUGAUAAUUAAAGGCUUGGGAUGUUCUGCCAGAAGAUAGCUGGAAAGUAGCGUUAACACUUAGUUAUAUUAUUCAAUUGAUUUAUUUUUUCCUUUUUGGAUUUCCUCGUGCAGCUUGUUUAAACCAUUCUUCUGCCAGGAAAUCCUCUCAUUUUUAACCUAUUUGUCCCCCCCUGCCGAUUAGAUAUUCAGGUGUAUAGUUUUCAGUCCUGGACCACCGGCUAAUAGGACAUAGUUUUCAGAUAGAAUGUUCAUAGUAUGUUUUCGUGAGGGGUUAAUGACACACUUUGUAGUUUAAAACUUGUAUAGGACCGGACUAUGGAUAUAUGUAAAUAAUAGUUGAAACUUAAAGAGUUUCGACUCAAUAAGCAACUCAAAUUGCA
Molecule: messenger RNA, 4087 nt
Organism: Cuscuta epithymum
Lineage: Eukaryota; Viridiplantae; Streptophyta; Magnoliopsida; Solanales; Convolvulaceae
Source: the annotation of a GenBank genome assembly